This is a messenger RNA of Acipenser ruthenus (sterlet), 1440 nucleotides long. RefSeq lists its product as uncharacterized. Gene Ontology annotation, cellular component: extracellular region. Gene Ontology annotation, biological process: regulation of blood pressure; blood vessel diameter maintenance. The transcript is spliced from 5 exons. Bases 164 to 622 code for a protein of 152 amino acids. The record is from RefSeq and is a predicted model, not a curated record. Lineage: Eukaryota; Metazoa; Chordata; Actinopteri; Acipenseriformes; Acipenseridae. Gene Ontology annotation, molecular function: hormone activity.
GCAAGAGAACCGACAAGCCUUGAAGAGAGGCGCUCUGAUAUUGGAGACAGACAUAUACAUGCUAGAUAGAUAGAUAUAGAGAAAAAAACAAUUAAAUCACGGAAAAACCGCGAGCAACCUUCAGCACUUGAGAAAACAGUAAACCUCCUGUUACGAAACCAGAAUGCAACCCAGUGUUCUUCUCAGCUUCCUGAUCGCGACAGUCACCUUCACAGUAAGAUGCUCCCCUGUCGGGUCAGAACAGGUCCAGUCGGGGGAGGAUGAGCGGAAGCAUCCUGACUCUGUUGAGAUCCACUCUGAGCGGCGGGGGAAGGUCCUGAGAAUCCUGACAGCGCUGGAAGAGAGUCGGAAAAGUGAGAGUGUGAGCAGCAAACUGAGCACCCAGAUCACCGGAGCCCGGGCUAAUACAAGGACUCUGGGGAGAAGGGCUAAAACGUUCUCUGAAGAGUCUCAGGUAGCUCCCACCCCUUCCUCUCAAGACGAGGGCAGCUUGCUUGAGUUCAAUGACGAGCUCUCCGACCCCCGCUAUCUGGGAGGGAGAAGCUUCAAGAAAUCUGUCCCGCCUCCAGCGAAGAAGCCGAAAAAGAGAGCAUGUUUCUGGAAGUACUGUGUGCAGAACUGACCUUUAACGCUUGACCCCUCGACUGAACCUCUCCGGUGACCUCCUAACCCAGCGCACACCGACGAUGACAACGAUGACGAACACUUCAAGGAAGAAAGUGAAGAAGCUUUACACUAACCCACUGACGCCGACCAUAAUCACAUAGAACCUUAUGUGAAUCACGACUUGUGUACCGGCUGUGUGCAUUAAGAGCAGAAUAAUAUACAGCACAGUAAAUAAAUGUUAAGGCAUGAAAUAAUAAAACUGAAUUUUAUUUUUGUACAAACUGGGGUGUUCCCUGAAUUCCGUAGACAUGGUUUCUGGGGUUACACUGUGUUAUCAUACAGAGUUAUAAGGAGGCUGCCCUUUACAGAAAGGAAAAGAGUUGUGCUCUUCUCUGUUUUCUGUGAAAGAAACACAAAGGAGACGCGGCCCACCCCUAUGGAGACGCAGUGAAAUCCAGGCCCAUAAACCAGAGUCCGGGCAAUAAACAGUGUACCGUGAGUCCAGGCAGCUGUCAAUCCUCCUGUUGCCAUGCCAACUGGGCAAUUAAUGAGCAAACGACUUCCAGCAAACGAGAGGACUAAAAUAACUCGCCCUGGUGGGAAAAACUAAUAGAAAUCAAGAGUUUCCAUUCAGCUCAGGUCACACUGUGGAUGAACACCAAAACAUACAGAGGUUGGUCAACAAAAGAAAUAGAAAUAAUGUUCUACAGGGUGCAGGGCCGCCAUGGGCACGGGUCUGCGAGGUGUUUAACAUGGGGCCGUUCCUGAACGAGGGCGUUUCAGUUCACUCUAGGACCGGGCAGCUCUUGAAAGUUUCCAGCAGAAAGCAACCAG